AUGAGCUGGAGGAGAAUAAGGAGAGCAAGCUCUACUCCCAUAUCGCCCAAUUUUACGGCGGAAAUAGAAGCAGGUACGGUUUCUUCCAAAUUCAGAAACAGCUUUAAUGAUUUAGACGAUGCCCUCAAUUUAUUCCAUCAAAUGGCUCAUACCCGCCCCUUGCCUAAGGUUAUUAUGUUCAACCAAUUGCUUUGUAGAAUUGUGAAAUUGAAGCAUUAUUCCGUAGUUGUUUACCUCUUUCAAGAAAUGCGCAUUAAGGGCAUCCCAAUCAGUGUGUAUACCAUUAACAUUGUGAUGGAUGUGUACUGCCGCUCAAGUCGAGUGGAUUGCGGGUUUUGUGUACUUGGUGUGGUCUUCAAGUGUGGAUUUGAGUUUGAUGUGGUCAUAUUCACCACUCUGAUUAAGGGCCUCUUUUUGGAUAAUAAGAUUGUGGAGGCUGUAGGGCUAUUCAAGAAGUUGGUGAGGGAAAAUGUGUGCAAAGUUAAUCAAAUUACUUAUGGUACUCUUAUAAAUGGGCUUUGCAAGGCAGGUCAUACACAAAUUGCUCUUGAUUUACUUGUAGUAAUGCAACAGGAGGGACCUAAGCCUAAUACUAUAGUCUACAACACUGUAAUUGAUUCUCUAUGCAAAGACAGAAUGGUUGAUAAGGCUCUUGGCCUUCUUUCUGAGAUGAUUGAAAGAGGGAUUCCCCCGGAUAUCAUCACAUACACUUCACUGAUUCAAGGCCUUUGCAAUUUUAGCCGAUGGAAAGAGGUUACCAAGUUAAUGAAUGAGAUGGUGCUACAUAAUGUAUAUCCAGAUGUCUAUAUUUUCAGUAUAUUAGUGGAUGCCCUCUGUAAGGAGGGGAAGUUGGAAACUGCGGAAACUACUAUUCAGAUCAUGAUUCAAAGGAAGAUUUAUCCUGAUGUCAUCACAUACAACACUCUUAUUGAGGGGUACUGUUUGCAAGAACGGAUGGAUGAAGCGAGGAAAGCUUUUGGUCGGGUGGUAGAAAGUGGCCUUCAACCUGAUGUUUGGACCUAUAACACAUUAAUUAAUGGAUACUGUAAAAUAAAAGAAAUGGAUGAGGCCAUGCAUCUGUUUUGUGAAAUUCCUCAAAAAGGGCUUCGUCCUAAUGUUGUUACGUAUACCAUAAUGUUGCAGGGGUUCUUUCUGGUGGGUAGAUGUUUUGCUGCACUAGAACUUUUUCAGGAGAUGCUGGUUGCUGGACAUAAACCAGAUUAUUACACUUCAUGUAUCUUACUUGGUGGUUUGUGUGAUAAUGGAUAUGUUGAAGAGGCAAUAUCAGUCUAUCAUCAGUUAGAUAGAAGCGGAAAUUAUUCUCUUGUUCAUGCUACCAUCAUAAUUGAUAGGGUCUGCAAGAUAGGACGGCUUAAUAUUGCACGUGAUGUAUUCAAUGACCUCAUCUCUAAAGGGCGACACCUAGAUGUGAAUACAUACACUGCAAUGAUAAAUGGGCUUUGUCGAGAAGGAUUUUUAGAUGAAGCCUUAGAGUUGUUAAGGAAAAUGGAGAAGAAUGAUUGCGUACCAGAUACUGUGACUUAUAAUGUUAUUUUGCAAGAAUUUGUUAGACAGGAAAAAAGUCACGAGGCAAAUCUACUUUUGGAUGAAAUGGUUGGUAAGCUUCUCUGCUUGUUCAUGGAUUGCUACUUUUGGAGGAAUGUUUUCAAAGAUUUCACUCCCAUUUCAGGGAUUCCACAAGUUUGGGUCUCAGCAUCUAUACAGAUAAGGAGCUUUGGAUUCAGAAUGCAAGGUAGACCAUGGUCCAUGAAAUUACUUGUCACUUAUAAUAGCAAGUACACGAUGAAUGGAAUUUCUGAUGCAGGUUUGGGAAUUUUGAUGCGUGGUUUGGGAAUUUCUAUUGAAGCUUUGCCUUAA
Molecule: messenger RNA, 1878 nt
Organism: Ipomoea nil (Japanese morning glory)
Lineage: Eukaryota; Viridiplantae; Streptophyta; Magnoliopsida; Solanales; Convolvulaceae
Product: pentatricopeptide repeat-containing protein At5g16640, mitochondrial-like
Exons: 4
Coding region: 1-1878 (625 amino acids)
Molecular function (GO): protein binding
Source: RefSeq, a predicted model, not a curated record